Molecule: messenger RNA, 944 nt
Organism: Mesoplodon densirostris (Blainville's beaked whale)
Lineage: Eukaryota; Metazoa; Chordata; Mammalia; Artiodactyla; Ziphiidae
Product: PSME3-interacting protein-like
Exons: 1
Coding region: 31-795 (254 amino acids)
Cellular component (GO): nucleus
Source: RefSeq, a predicted model, not a curated record
UGUUGUGGCGGUGAGACUGAUUGUUCCAUUAUGGAUGGAGGGGAUGAUGGUAACCUUGUUAUCAAAAAGAGGUUUGUGUCUGAGGCAGAAUUAGAUGAACGGCGCAAAAGGAGGCAAGAAGAAUGGGAGAAAGUUCGAAAACCUGAAGAUCCAGAAGAAUGCCCAGAGGAGGUUUAUGACCCUCGGUCUCUAUAUGAAAGGCUACAGGAACAGAAAGAUAGGAAGCAGCAGGAGUAUGAAGAACAGUUCAAAUUCAAAAACAUGGUAAGAGGCUUAGACGAAGAUGAGACCAACUUCCUUGAUGAGGUUUCUCGGCAGCAGGAACUAAUAGAAAAGCAGCGAAGAGAAGAAGAACUGAAAGAACUGAAGGAAUACAGAAGUAAUCUCAACAAGGUUGGAAUUUCUCAAGAAAACAAGAAGGAAGUGGAGAAGAAAGUGGCUGUGAAACCCACAGAAACCAAGACCAAGUUCUCCCAGGCAAAGCUGUUGGCAGGAGCUGUGAAGCAUAAGAGCUCAGAGAGUGGCAACAGUGUGAAAAGACUGAAAUCGGACCCUGACCCAGAUGACAAGAAUCAAGAAGCCCCUUCCUGCGUGUCUCUUGGAAGCACAUCUCUGAGUGGUCCCUCCAUCCACUGCCCCUCCGCUGCCGUCUGUAUUGGCAUCCUCCCAGGUUUGGGCGCCUACUCUGGGAGCAGUGACUCUGAGUCCAGCUCAGACAGCGACGGCACCAUCAACGCCACCGGCAAGAUCGUCUCCUCCAUCUUCCGAACCAACACCUUCCUCGAGGCCCCCUAGUUCCUCUGUUCUCACCGCAGGGAGCUCCUCCCCAAGAGUAGACUGGACAGUUUAUUCUGCCUACAGGCAUUACCUCCCACAGAUAAGUCCUUUACCUGCGCCCUGUGCACACCGUGACAUUUUUAACCUCAUCUAAAAAUGUGCCAGAA